Molecule: messenger RNA, 347 nt
Organism: Hibiscus syriacus
Lineage: Eukaryota; Viridiplantae; Streptophyta; Magnoliopsida; Malvales; Malvaceae
Product: E3 ubiquitin-protein ligase BRE1-like 2
Exons: 3
Coding region: 30-332 (100 amino acids)
Cellular component (GO): nucleus; HULC complex
Molecular function (GO): ubiquitin protein ligase activity
Source: RefSeq, a predicted model, not a curated record
GAAAUGACAUUAAAGCAGAAAUUUGUGUGAUGACAUCAGCUCUGUCAAAGGAAAUGGGAAUGAUGGAAGCUCAGUUGAACCACUGGAAGGAGACUGCACAUGAAGCUAUUUCUCUUCAUGAAGAAGCCCAAACACUAAAAGCUUUGUUAAGUGGUAAGACAAACCUACAAAAGUGCUUGGCAGAAGUGUGUGCUGAACAGAUUGUGGAAAUCAAAUCUCUCAAUGAUUUGAUUGAUAAAUUGCAGAAGGAAAAAUUGAAAUUGCAAAUCUUCUUGUAUAUGUAUGGUCAAGGAAGCUAUGAUAAUAAGUAUGCUAAUUUGAGAAUUUAUUGAGACACAGAGUAUGAA